AUUUGACCUUCUUUCAUUAGAGUGGGUAGGCUAGAUGCGUUGUUCAUAAAUAAGGACAGAAAGGCGAAACCUUAGCUCCAGUCCUAUGCUGGCUUGAUCAACGAGAAUAGCGAGAUACUCCCUUCUCAUUCUGUCUAGCAAAUGUCCCUUUAGUUUCUCUCAAGAAAACAAGUCGGCUAUGUCUUGAAGAUCAGGCGAGGACCAGAAAGGAAGGUGGGAGUGUGAGGAGAGCAGUGUUGUAAAGGAGAAGGGCGACGAACGAGACAAAAGAGGCUGCGGCUGCAUUGAAUGUGGUGGUGUCCGACUCAGAACCCACAGUACAACCUCGCCACAUUUGCUUUUUAUUCUAGAGAGGAAGAAUAUUUUUUUUUAAGAAUUCGGCGCCCAGAAUGUUUCCUCAAAACCGACCUCCGGCACCUCUCCAGCCACCCCCUGGGUCUUCAGCGUCUGCGGCGGCAGCUGCAGCCUCGGGAGCCCCCCAGGCCCUAAAGCUCACCUACCCAGAGACCCUGGACCGCAUCAAGGAGGAGUUCCAGUUCCUCCAGACCCAGUACCACAGCCUGAAGAUGGAGUGUGAGAAACUGGCCACAGAGAAGACUGAGAUCCAGAGACACUAUGUUAUGUAUUACGAGAUGUCCUACGGCCUUAAUAUUGAAAUGCACAAACAGACGGAGAUCGCCAAGCGCCUGAAUGUGAUCUGUGCCCAACUCAUCCCUUUCCUGUCACAGGAGCACCAACAACAGGUGGUCCAGGCCAUGGAGCGCGCCAAGCAGGUGACUAUGGGGGAGUUAAAUGCAUCGAUAGGGCAACAGCUGCAGGCGCAGCACCUCUCCCAGCACGUGGCCCAGGGUUUGCAGGGUCUGCACAGUAUGCAAAUGGGGCCCCAUCCUGGGGGCCUCCCUCACCCUGGCCUGGCACUGGGCGGAGGGUCCAGCCUCUUGGCUCUGUCUGGGGCCCUGGGGGCCCAGCUGGCUGCCAAGGAGGGCCACGAGAGGGCCCACCUGGAGGCUGCCGCUGCUGCAGCUGCCGCAGAGCACCACAGAGGCUGGCUGCGGGGACGCGGGGCGAUGCUGCCCAUCAUGGACGUAGACCGUGAAGCGGGACCGAGCUCUAUGUCCAACGGGGAUAAGGGCCGUACAGCAGACUACCUCAGCAACGGGAAGAAGAGGAGGGCAGACGAGAAGGAGUUCAUGACGGACUAUGGCAGCGAUGCGGAUAAGAGUGAUGAUAAUUUGGUGGUGGAUGAGGACCCCUCGUCCCCCCGCAGUGUCCACUCCUACUCCUCUCGAGAAAACGGCCUGGACAAGUUGCCCCCGUCUCGUAAAGACGCCCCUCCCCAGGCCAGCCCUGCGUCCCUGGCCUCCUCCAGCAGCCAAGCCUCCCCCUCCCGCAGCAAGGACCGGGAGCCACCGAGGGAGAAGUCCAGUACCCCAGGUAUGAAGCCAGGCACCCCCCACGGUUCCCAGGACUCCUCCACCCCCGGCCCCAGUGCGCCCCCACAGUUCCGGCCCGUCCCUGGCAAAGCUGGCGUUGACCCUCUGGGUAAAACCAAGAACAUCAUGGAUCACAUGUCUCUGGGUCUGAGGAACCCUCUGGCGGUGCAGGGAGCAUAUCCCCCCGGGGCAUUUAGCCUGCCCCCUCCAGGAGUGAACGGGGAGCUGGCGGGGGCAGCGGCAGCCUAUGGGGCGGGGCUCCAUCUGGUCUCCCCCCAGAUGAACGGCUCUGCAGCCGCCGCAGCUGCAGCCGGAUAUGGACGAUCACCAGUGGUGGGCUAUGAGUCUCCUCACCCCCACAUGAGGGUACCAGGGUUACCCGCCAGCCUGCAGUCCACUGCCUCAGGGAAACCUGCCUACUCUUUCCAUGUAAGUGCGGAUGGACAGAUGCAGCCGGUGCCUUUCCCUCCAGACGCCCUGCUGGGCCCGGGCAUCCCGCGGCACGCCCGGCAGAUCCACACUCUGAACCAUGGAGAGGUGGUGUGUGCCGUUACCAUCAGCACCUCCACACGCCACGUCUACACCGGCGGCAAGGGGUGUGUCAAGGUGUGGGACAUCAGCCAGCCUGGCAGCAAGAGUGCCAUGGCCCAGCUCGACUGUCUGAAUAGGGAUAACUACAUCCGCUCCUGCAAACUCCUCCCUGAUGGCCGGACCCUCAUCGUUGGAGGCGAGGCUAGCACACUGUCAAUCUGGGACUUGGCCACACCCACUCCCCGCAUUAAGGCGGAGUUGACGUCUUCUGCCCCGGCCUGCUACGCUCUGGCCAUUUCCCCCGACAACAAGGUCUGCUUCUCCUGCUGCAGCGACGGAAACAUUGUAGUCUGGGACCUGCACAACCAGACCCUGGUUAGGCAGUUCCAGGGCCACACUGACGGGGCCAGCUGUAUUGAUAUCUCCAACGAUGGGACCAAACUGUGGACGGGGGGGCUGGACAACACAGUACGCUGCUGGGACCUGAGAGAGGGACGACAGCUGCAGCAGCACGACUUCACCUCACAGAUCUUUUCUUUGGGCUACUGUCCUACAGGAGAGUGGCUGGCAGUGGGCAUGGAGAGCAGUAAUGUAGAAGUGCUGCAUGUCUCCAAACCAGACAAGUACCAGCUGCACCUCCAUGAGAGCUGUGUGCUCUCCCUCAAGUUUGCCUACUGUGGUAAAUGGUUUGUGAGCACAGGCAAAGAUAACCUUCUGAACGCAUGGCGGACACCCUAUGGAUCAAGCAUAUUCCAAUCAAAGGAGUCGUCUUCUGUGCUCAGCUGUGACAUCUCCCCUGAUGACCAGUUCAUUGUGACAGGCUCGGGUGACAAGAAGGCCACUGUGUACGAAGUCAUCUACUGAUGAGGGAGCACUCUGAUUGGAUAAAGUGGGGGUGAGGCUCCCUUGGCGCACCACCAAUGGACUGUAAAGAGAGUGGUGGGCGUCGUGGAGACCAGAGACACAUUGUACUUUGUUUUAUUUACUUUCGUAAAGGAUGCAGAUGAGGGUGAAGUCGAAUAUCUGGAACUUUGACCUUAAAAAAAAUAUGCUCAGAAAAAGCUGGUAGUCUAGUGACACAAAACGUGGGAUUCCUCCAAAGACCUCUGAUUUUCCCUCACCUUUUUUCUCUCUUUUUUUUACAAAAUGAAAAAACAUAUUUUUUUAGCCUUAGAAUUCAUGAUGAGCAGUAGGACCAUGGUGUGUGCACAGAGGGAGAUAAGGGGGUUGUGAGUGCU
Oncorhynchus keta (chum salmon) is the source of this 3202-nucleotide messenger RNA. Its product is annotated as transducin-like enhancer protein 1. NCBI's taxonomy places the organism in Eukaryota, Metazoa, Chordata, Actinopteri, Salmoniformes, Salmonidae. The record is from RefSeq and is a predicted model, not a curated record. Gene Ontology annotation, biological process: regulation of DNA-templated transcription; negative regulation of canonical Wnt signaling pathway. The transcript has 21 exons. Gene Ontology annotation, cellular component: transcription regulator complex; nucleus. Bases 390 to 2828 code for a protein of 812 amino acids. Gene Ontology annotation, molecular function: transcription corepressor activity; protein binding.